This is a messenger RNA of Gekko japonicus, 3306 nucleotides long. RefSeq lists its product as uncharacterized. The record is from RefSeq and is a predicted model, not a curated record. Lineage: Eukaryota; Metazoa; Chordata; Lepidosauria; Squamata; Gekkonidae. The annotation marks the transcript as partial. The transcript is spliced from 2 exons. Gene Ontology annotation, biological process: DNA integration. Gene Ontology annotation, molecular function: nucleic acid binding.
CUGGGGAUGUCGUGGUUUAAGCCGCUGGGCCUGACCAUCGGGGGCAUCCACCAGCUGCAGCAAGCCGAUUUCGCGGACGUUUGCAACGAAUUCCCCCGGGUUUUCGAUGGGUCCUUAGGCAAGUUCACGGGGGCCCCCAUCUCCCUGGACCUGGACCCGGCGGUCCGGCCCAUACGGAUCAAGGCCAGGUUUCCGCCCUUAACGGUAAGGCCGAAAAUCGAGGCGGAACUCGACAAGCUGGUGGCGCAAGGGGUGUUGGAGCCGGUGGCAUCGGCACGCUGGGAAACCCCCAUUGUCACACCGAUCAAACCAAACGGGGACGUCCGGAUCUGUGCGGACUAUAAGUGCACAAUUAACAAAGCACUGCAGGACCACGCGUACCCCGUUCCGGUGGUCAGCCACGUGCUGGCGGCGCUCGCGGGGGCUCGCAUAUUUGGAAAGCUGGACUUGGCGCAGGCCUAUCAGCAGCUGCCGGUGGACGCCGCCACGGCGGAAGCCCAGACGAUCGCCACGCACAGAGGGGCUUUCAAGGUCCACCGGCUCCAGUUCGGCGUCUCGGUGGCUCCGGGGAUUUUUCAAUCUUUCAUGGACUCUCUCCUCAAAGGUAUCCCCGGGGUACAGCCCUUUCUAGAUGACGUCUUGAUCACCGCCCCCGACGCCGCGUCGUUUGCCACCCGACUCCGUACCGUUCUCCAACGCUUCGACCAGGCGGGGCUGAAGGUGAAGCGCGAAAAAUGCUUGCUCGGCGUGCCCAAAGUGGAGUUUCUAGGGUUCGCGGUCGACGCACAGGGCAUUCACCCCACGGCGGAGAAGACCAGAGCGAUCUCGAACGCCCCAGCCCCCACAUCAAAGACCGAGCUACAGGCCUUCUUAGGCCUCCUGAACUUUUACCACUCUUUUCUUCCCCUCAAAGCUGCAGUAGCCGAACCCCUCCAUCGGCUCCUCGACAAGGGCGCGCCGUGGGUCUGGGGGACGGCUCAGCAGGCGCCUUUCCAGGCGGUCAAAGACCUCCUCGUCUCAAAUUCGGUACUCGCACACUUCAACGAGGACCUGCCGGUGGUGCUGGCUUGCGACGCCUCUCCAUAUGGGGUCGGGGCGGUCCUGGGGCACAAACUGCCUGACGGUCGGGAGGUACCUGUGGCCUAUUACUCCCGUACCUUGUCUGCGGCGGAGCGCAACUACGCGCAGAUUGACAAGGAGGCUCUUGCUAUAGUGGCCGGGGUGAAAAAAUUUCACCACUACCUCUACGGCCGGCCCUUCACGGUCCCCACGGACCACAAGCCUCUCCUGGGUCUGUUCGCCCCGGACCGCCAGACCCCCCAGAUGACUUCGCCCCGAGUGAUCCGGUGGUCCGUCUUCCUGGCGGGCUACAACUACAGGCUCCUGCACCGGCCCGGGAAGGCAAUGGGCCACGCGGACGCCUUGAGCCGCCUGCCUCUGCCGGAAACGGAGCCUGACCCGGCCCCAGCCCAUCACAUCGCGCUGCUGGAAACGCUGCCCGACCAGCCGGUUCACGUGAAAGAGGUGGCCCGGCGCACCGAAAAGGACCCUAUCCUCUGCCGCGUCCUGGACUGGGUGAGAAGGGGGUGGCCGUUGGCCUCGGCGGGACCCGACUUUGCGGCCUAUGCCUCGCGCAAAGACGAACUGUCUGCUCACAAGGGUUGUGUGCUGUGGGGAGGUCGGGUGGUAAUCCCUUCCCCACUCCGAGACCGAGUACUUGCAGCAUUGCACGAGGCUCACCCAGGAGUGGUGCGGAUGAAAGCGCUGGCUCGGAGUUAUGUGUGGUGGCCCGGCCUCGAUCAGGACAUUGAGAGACUGGUGAAACUGUGCCAACCCUGCCAGGCGUUCCGGCCCGCACCGCCCCGAGCGCCCGAUCGAGCUUGGGAGUCUUCCCACAAACCUUGGUCCCGGCUACACUUGGACUUUGCGGGGCCGUUCCAGGGACAAAUCUUUUUCAUUCUAGUGGACGCUUACAGUAAGUGGCUGGAGGUGGUGCCGGUACCGUCUACCUCCUCGAAGGCCGCCAUCAGAGCCAUGCGCCACAUUUUUAGCUCCCACGGCCUUCCAGACACCCUGGUGACCGACAACGGCACAGCAUUUACCUCCAGCGAGUUCCAGGACUUCACGAGGUACUGUGGAAUCCGACACGUCCGGUCAGCGCCCUUCCACCCGGCAACCAACGGCCAGGCGGAGCGCAUGGUGCGCACCACCAAGGAAACACUGCGCAAGUUCGACAGUAAGGACUGGGACUACAAGCUGGCGGUGUUCCUGUUCGGCCAACGCACGACCCCGCACACCGAGACCGGCUGCAGCCCGGCGGAGCUCCUGAUGGGUCGUCGCCUAACCUCCCGGCUGGACCGUCUACACCCAGACAGGGCCCCCGAGAUGGAACCGACAUCGGAAUCACACGCAGCCGCCCGAGGGUUCUUCCCGGAAGACCCAGUCUACGCUAAGAACUACGCCCAGGGGCCACCCUGGAUCCCUGCGAGAGUGGUCCGGGUGCGAGGCCCGCGCUCCUAUGAGGUCUCCUGUGAGGACGGACAACUGCUACACCGCCACAUCGACCAACUGCGGCGCCGGGUCCUUCCGAACGACCCCGAGGACCUGGAGCCCCAGGAGCACAACGAAACUUCAGGCCACGCAACCGAACCGCAGAACCCGGCCUCGGCCCCGGUCACUCUGGAGCCCCCGGCGUUGCCCCCGCAGGAAACACCGCCGUCGGAAACGCCACAGUUGGAAAAAGUUCUAGUCGAUAUAAUCCAUCAAGAUCAAGCAGGCUUUUUACCAAAAAGACAGCUCAAAAACAAUAUAAGGGUCGUUCUGAAUGUAUUAGAAUAUUAUGCGUUACAUCCAGAAAAACAAGUAGCACUUUUAUUCUUGGAUGCUGAAAAAGCCUUUGACAGAGUGAAUUGGGACUUUAUGCUACAAAAGAUUGCAAACUGGGACUGUGGUGAAAACUUUUAUACAAUGAUUAGAGCAAUAUACACGAACCAACAAGCAAAGGUGAUUGUGAAUGGCGAUAUGACACAAAACAUACAAAUUCAAAGGGGCACAAGACAGGGUUGCCCCUUGUCACUGCUACUGUUUAUAUUCACAUUGGAAACUCUACUAGACUUAGUUAAAGGCCAUAACCAAAUAAAAAGACUUAAAGUUAACAAGGAAGUGUUUAAAGUUCAAGCAUUCACAGAUGACUUAGUAGCAUUUAUAAUAGAGGAUCCAAUUGAAUCACUUCCGUAUCUAUUGGAAGUUUUGAGGAGUUAUGGAAAGUAUCAGGACUCAAAGUUAAUUAUAGAAAAACAAAUUUAA